GGCUUAAAAGGGGACGCCUUACCGACCGCCGUUAGUAUUUGCAUAAACACCGUUUGUAUGUAUGCGCACGUGCGUCGCGCCUGACAGAUGAAAUUCUCAUGUAUCCUCAUCCUCUCAAAUCACUUUAAACAGAGGAGCUCUUGCUCUUGAUCGCUUACAAAUUCCGUUCUCCGCCGCCGAGCCGAUGGAUUCCGAUUCAGUUAUCGAGUUCUUAGGGUGUGUGCCGCUGCUUCAGAGGCUUCCUAGCUCAUCGCAUAAGAAAAUCGCCCAAGUUGUGAUCACCAAACACUACGAUCGCGGAGAUUAUGUAGUUCGUGAAGGAGAUGCUGCUGAUGGAAUCUACUUUAUAUGGGAUGGGGAGGCUGAAGUUUGCGGAUCAUUUCACGCAGAUGAUAAAGACCGUCCUGAAUUCAAUUUAAAGAAGUGUGAUUAUUUUGGCCAUGGUUUGGCAUCUUCUACUCAGCCAGCUGAUGUGAUUGCUUUGUCGAAGCUUACUUGCUUAGUGCUUCCCAAGGAGCAUGAGAGUUUGUUGAAGCCCAAAUCAAUUUGGAGUGCAGAUGACACAGAGAAGCCACUUGUCGAGCAAAUUCUGCAUGCAGAGCCUAUUGAUGUUAACAUUUUUCAAUGCAUUACAUUGCCUGAUGCUCCAAAAUUUGGGAAAGUUUUUGGAGGGCAGUUUCUUGGACAGGCACUGGCUGCAGCAUGCAAAACUGUUGAUAGUCUUAAGACUGUUCACAGUUUGCAUGCUUAUUUUCUUCUCAUUGGUGACUUUGACAUACCAAUUAUAUAUCAAGUGCAUCGAGUGCGUGAUGGAAAAAGCUUUGCGACACGAAGGGUGGAAGCAAUACAAAAAGGGAAUGUAGUAUUUACAUUGAUGGCUUCUUUUCAGAAAGCUGAAGAAGGAUUUCAACAUGAGAUGGCAACCAUGCCUUAUGUACUUGAUCCAGAUGAGCUUUUAUCAAUGGAGGAGUUGCGGGAAAGACGUCUUAUUGAUCCUCGCCUUCCCAGGACAUAUAGAAACAAGGUUGCUAGUGUAAAAUUUGUUCCUUGGCCUAUAGAGAUUAGGUUCUGUGAGCCUAAUGCUUCCUCCACCAAUCAGACUAAAUCCCCUCCAAGAUUAAACUACUGGUUUAGAGCAAGAGGAACACUUUCUGAUGAGCAAAAUCUGCACAGAUGUGUAGUCGCUUAUGCUUCUGAUUUAAUAUUUCUCCAAAUCGGCAUGAACCCUCAUCGGGAAAAGGGUUUGAAGACAUCUGCUGUCAGCCUAGACCACGCGAUGUGGUUUCACAGGCCUAUCAGAGCUGAUGAUUGGCUGUUGUUUGUUAUUUAUAGUCCAAUGGCUCAUAGCGCCCGGGGAUUCGUUGUUGGACAAAUGUUUACCCGGAAAGGAGAGCUCGCUGUUACGAUAAAUCAAGAGGGGUUAUUGAGGAAGGCCAGAACAUCAGCUCCCGCAGUUCAACCGAAAUUGUGAAAUUCACCGAGAGCUAAAAAUCGGAACUUGGGGCAACUGUAUAAUGAGGUUUGGUUUAUACAUCAAAUUUACCAUAUAAUUACAUAGCUGUGAAGCCUAUGCAGUAUAUGAGAUACAUCUAAAUAUCAAAUGUAUUGUAGUAUAUGAGAUACAUCUAAAUAUCAAAUGUAUUGUAGUAUAAGAGAUAUAUUAAGAUUGAUGGAUUUAUGGCUGAA
Molecule: messenger RNA, 1686 nt
Organism: Andrographis paniculata
Lineage: Eukaryota; Viridiplantae; Streptophyta; Magnoliopsida; Lamiales; Acanthaceae
Product: acyl-CoA hydrolase 2-like
Exons: 17
Coding region: 185-1471 (428 amino acids)
Biological process (GO): acyl-CoA metabolic process; fatty acid catabolic process
Molecular function (GO): fatty acyl-CoA hydrolase activity
Source: RefSeq, a predicted model, not a curated record